GCGCGCCAGUAAACUAGAUCCCAACCGCCGGUGAAGAAGAAAAGGACCACAACAUUGGAUCUAAACAGGGUUUCAUUUAGGUCUCAAAUCGAGUUUAUCAACAAGCAGUUAAACCCUGCUGAAGAAACGUCCACAAGAGUUUUUAGAAAUCGGGAAUAAAUGGGUGAUCAGCGCAGACUGCUGGAUUUCACCCGGACACCUCAGAUCAUCUUACACCGAAUAGAUGUACUGCAGCAUUACAUUAAGGAGGAGGUUCUCUUUGACUACCGGCUGUUUACCCAGGAGAGGAACUCGAGUUUGGACCAAGAUAAUCCAGAGCCUCUGGAGAUGAAACAAGAGCUAAAUGAGUCAGGGCAUCUGCAGAUAAAAGAGGAGGAGAAUGAACUUUGUGUCAGUCAGGAUAAAGAACACCUUGUGCUGAAGCAGGAUACUGAUACCUUUAUGGUGACUCCUACAGAAGAGGAAAAAUACAACAUUAAACUUCAACCAAAAUUGAACCAACUCAUGUCUCAGGACUCCUGUGAAACUCUGAACCAGGAUCAGGAAGCAAACCAUCACCAAGACUCUGGAUCCAAGAGAGACAAAGAGCCGAAACAGAAUAAGACGCAUCAGAAAACCAGACAGUAUAAAGCCAAUUCUGACAGGUCAAGACUAAAAGAACUAAAGAAAACUCACAAAGAUGAGAAACUGUACACCUGUAAAAUGUGCAAUGAAUGCUUUUCUCAAAAUAGGAGCUUGACCAUUCACAUGAGAAGUCACUCAGGUGAGAAGCCUUUCUCAUGUGUGACCUGUGGAAAAAGUUUCAGCUUAAAGGGUAACUUGAAUGAUCACAUGAGAAGUCACACAGGUGAGAAGCCUUUCUCAUGUGUGACCUGUGGAAAAAGUUUCAGCUUAAAGGGUAACUUGAAUGAUCACAUGAGAAGUCACACAGGUGAGAAGCCUUUCUUAUGUAUGACAUGUGGAAAAAGUUACAGUCGAAAAGAUCAUUUAACACGUCACAUGAGAAUUCAUACCGGUGAAAAGCCUUUCUCAUGUUUGACCUGUGGAAAAGGUUUCUGUUUGAAGGGAAAUUUAACUGAUCACCUGAGAAGUCACACUGGUGAGAAGCCUUUUUUGUGUAAGAUUUGUGGAAAAGAUUUUACAAAAAAACUUAAUUUAGCUUGUCACAUGAGAAGUCACACAGGUGAGAAGCCUUUCUCAUGUGUGACUUGUGGAAAAUGUUUCAGUCAAAAAAAUUAUGCAAUUGUUCAUAUGAGAAGUCACACAGGUGAGAAGCCUUUCUCAUGUGUGACCUGUGGUAAAAGGUUCAGCAUAAAAGGUAACUUGAAUGUUCACAUGAAAACUCACACAGGUGAGAAGCCUUUCUUAUGUAUGACAUGUGGAAAAAGUUACAUUCGAAAAGAUCAUUUAACACGUCACUUGAGAAUUCAUACCGGUGAAAAGCCUUUUUCAUGUUUGAUCUGUGGAAAAGGUUUCUGUAUGAAGGGAAAUUUAACUGAUCACCUGAGAAGUCACACUGGUGAGAAGCCUUUUUUGUGUAAGAUUUGUGGAAAAGAUUUUACAAAAAAACUUAAUUUAAUUUGUCACAUGAGAAGUCACACACGUGAGAAGCCUUUCUCUUGUGUGACUUGUGGAAAAUGUUUCAGCCAAAAAAGUAAUGCAAUUGUUCAUAUGAGAAGUCACACAGGUGAGAAGCCUUUCUCGUGUGUGACCUGUGGAAAAGGUUUCAGCAUAAAAGGUAACCUGAAUGAUCAUAUGAGAAGUCACACAGGUGAGAAGCCUUUCUCAUGUGUGACCUGUGGAAAAAGUUUCAGUAUAAAGGGUAACUUGAAUGAUCACAUGAGAAGUCACACAGGUGAGAAGCCUUUCUUAUGUAUGACAUGUGGAAAAAGUUACAGUCGAAAAGAUCAUUUAACACGUCACAUGAGAAUUCAUACCGGUGAAAAGCCUUUCUCAUGUUUGAUCUGUGGAAAAAGUUUCUUUAUGAAGGGAAAUUUAACUGAUCACCUGAGAAGUCACACUGGUGAGAAGCCUUUUUUGUGUAAGAUUUGUGGAAAAGAUUUUACAAAAAAACUUAAUUUAACUUGUCACAUGAGAAGUCACACACAUGAGAAGCCCUUCUCAUGUAUGAUGUGUGGUAAAAGUUUCCGUCAAAAACAUACCUUAUUUUAUCACAUGAAAACUCACUGAAGUAAGAAGCCUUUCUCACAUGUGACCUUUGGGGGAAACGUUUCAGUCUAAAAAACGAAUUAACUGAUUGCAUGAGAGGUCAUAGUGGUGAAAACGUUUCCCAUAUAUGACAUAUAAAAAAGUUUACUGUCAAAAAUAUUGCUUAAUUUAUUGCAUGGAAAUUCACACAGGCUAAAAGAAGUUGCAAAGAUGGCAUGAAGCGCUUGACGUGAGGGGUCACACAGGUAAAUGGUCUUUUUCAAGUUUUCCAUUUUUGUGGCCAUGAACUUUGGGUCAUGACCGAAAGAACGAGAUCACGGAUACAAGCGGCUGAAAUGAGCUUCCUCCGUAGGGUGGCCGGGCACUCCCUUAGAGAUAGGGUGAGGAGCUCGGCCAUC
Molecule: messenger RNA, 2567 nt
Organism: Girardinichthys multiradiatus
Lineage: Eukaryota; Metazoa; Chordata; Actinopteri; Cyprinodontiformes; Goodeidae
Product: zinc finger protein 260-like
Exons: 2
Coding region: 160-2190 (676 amino acids)
Biological process (GO): regulation of transcription by RNA polymerase II; central nervous system development
Cellular component (GO): nucleus
Molecular function (GO): RNA polymerase II cis-regulatory region sequence-specific DNA binding; DNA-binding transcription factor activity, RNA polymerase II-specific
Source: RefSeq, a predicted model, not a curated record